AUGCAUCAUUCCGUCCACGAUCCUGGUGCCGUCUUUGCUUCGGCCUCUCUAGACAAAAUUUCGAUGGAAGACUGGAGAUGCUUUACAUGCAACCACAGCACCUCAAAUCUGGCACAAAAAAUGGCAUCUCUUAGCAUAAACGCGAGGCACCCUCUGGCUCAGCUGCUAGGCACGCUGGGCGAGGCGCUAGCUCGAAUCCCUUCAAUACACAUCGGUCUGCCAGUGGCUAUGCCGGCCCAAGACGUCUCAUUGAAUGGAGUGGAACCUUCCUUCUUCCACGACAACGGGAUCCUUUUGGCUGCGCCAAAAAAGAAGACAUCGCACAUGAAGAGAAGACAGAGGCUUUAUGCCCCCGGAAGCAAGCAGAUCAAACUGCUCCAUCACUUGAACAGAUGCCCUGCCUGUGGAAACUACAAACGCUCUCACGCCCUAUGUAUGCACUGUGUCGGCCAGAUCAGGAGAUAUUGGAAAGACGAGGCUGCUAAGAAGGAGGGUGAGCAAUAUGUCGAGGAUUUUGCUAAUCCACUUGAUGAGAAGGUGCUUUAUCCAGGCAAGUUGGAGAGCUCUGAGCAGGAGAAGCUGAGGAAGAAGGAGUAUUUGUUGAGACGCCCAAAAACGCUCCCAGUUGAAUAA
Messenger RNA from Kuraishia capsulata CBS 1993, 633 nucleotides. RefSeq lists its product as uncharacterized. The record is from RefSeq and is a predicted model, not a curated record. Gene Ontology annotation, biological process: translation. Bases 1 to 633 code for a protein of 210 amino acids. Gene Ontology annotation, molecular function: structural constituent of ribosome. Lineage: Eukaryota; Fungi; Ascomycota; Pichiomycetes; Pichiales; Pichiaceae. Gene Ontology annotation, cellular component: mitochondrial large ribosomal subunit. The transcript has a single exon.